GUUUAGUACUCUGUGGAGCCAUCCGUGUAGCCACAUGUCCGUGGCUAUCGUCUCGCCGUGUGAUAAGUUUUAUCUCUCCAAAACACCUCUUUCGUUUUACCCAAUCGAAAUUAUGGCUCUUCCUCAUUUUAACUGUACACCCGUUUUCGCGUUCGUGUGUUCAAGUGCGUGAAAAGUUCAAUCAAGUUCGUCCCGUUUUUAAAAUCCCAAGGAUCGGUCCUUCUAAUCCAACAGUGCGCGUGCAUAUUACUGUUUACCGCUGUGAAGGAGGAAUAUAUUUUAUUGUCAUAAUACACUCAAGUGAAAAUGUGUCGGAUGAUUCGGUUUUAACUUCAAUCGUGUUAAUUGCAUGUACUGGAUUGAAGACAUGCGGCAUUUUCAACGGACGGCCGGUUCGAUCCUCGCCGUGUUUUGAUUCGUCCAGGAUGUUUUUGAUAACGAAUUGCAAGAGGUCGAAUAGUGUUUUUAACACGUGCUUCAUGACAAUCCCGACUGAAACGCUGAAAUCAUCUCCAAAUGCCUGUCGCAUCUACUUCGGAUGAAAAUUGUUCGGUGUGUGGAAACUAAGCUGGAAUUUUGAUAGUCGUUCGAGUGCGGGAUUUUUUAACCAAGUUCGCAAAUCAAACGAGAGUGAUAACACAAAUUUUUAAUCAAAAGUUCGCGUAUUGUUUGAAAUUCGUCACCAUGACUUCGAAUCGACGGAGACCGUUGAUAUUGAGAUUGAUUGGCUAUCGUAAAUCAAUUAACUUUCGGUUGAUAAUGUAAUCUAUCCGAUCCGCUCAAUGAGUUUUUCAUCAUGUACAAGUGACAUAAAGUGGUUUUUAUAAUGUGAUCGAAUGAAAAUAAUUCAUACUUAACGUUCCGGGGCUAAAUCCCCAUUCGUGACUUGUUUAAGCGAAAGUCUUUUUCGCUUUUUGUUCUUUCGGCCAGUGAUAAUCUCCCGUGCGGGAAUUUCAAGCCGGUUUCCGUCGAAGUGCUUCCGGAUAAAUGUGUAUUUCAAUUUAGAUAAUUUCCCAAUUUUAAGAAAAAUCAAUUAGUGUCAAUUAUGGAGAACGAUAAUCUAAUUUGUGAAAGUAGACUUUCUAGGACUUGGCCUAGCUUAGGUGAUUUUGUUCAAAUUGUUUUAGCCAGCAUUUCAAGGUUCUACCGAUUUUUAGCCAGAUUUUCAGGGCGAAGACGCAGGUCGGGCUUAAAAGCAGCCCCGUGCAGUAUGCGUUUGGCGUUGCCUUAUUUUGUGUUACUAGUCUUUUCUUAUUUAGCUGCUAUUACAGAUGCAUGUUCCAGUCGGUCGACGCCAAAACCAAGGCCUCCUCUGCCUACAGCCAGGCCUAAUAUAACUUUCGAUACGUACGUGUGUCCACCAAAUUACGCUAAAGAGUACUGUCUCAGUGGUGGAACUUGUUUUACUGUAAAAAUAGGCGAAUCAAUUUUAUUCAACUGCGAAUGCGCUGAUGGUUUCAUGGGGCAAAGAUGCGAAUUCAAGGACUUAGAGGGGUCCUACUUGCCAACGAGAAAAGCUGUGCUUUUGGAAACUGCAAGUAUAGCAUCUGGAGCAACGAUUGCUGUCUUACUAGUCGUGUUUGCUGGUGUAUCCAUGUAUAUACAUAUACAACGACGACACAAACAACAACGCCUAGCAGCAGGCACUUGUUGUGUGGAUGGGAGUGGCGGUGACAUUGAAAGGCGACUACCAUUUGCCCGACGAUGCAAUUCAGCACCUCUUACCAAAAUUCCUCGAGCGAAUCUGCAUAGUCAGAGAGCAGCUGUCUUGUCCUCUGCAGAGAAGGGAGACUGCGUGACAUCAUCUGUAUACAUUUCAGUUGACCUUAUCCCACCCAGGGUACAACCUUCCUUACAGACAGCGCCAUUACAUGCGCCCUCUCGAUCCGCUCCUACGAUAACAUCACCUGACCCUCAAUCUCAACGGCACAUAGUUGAAUGCUAGGCAUUGUUUUGCUGUUUUCUUAUGUUUAACUAAAUGAAAGCCUAAAAUACUUAACUUAUUGUCCUUGUAAAUAUCAUAAAUAUUUUUUGUGCAUAGGAGAUCUUUCGGCCUCUUUGUUGCAGAUUGAUGGCUGAAUGAAAGACAAAAAUUUAAAUGUUAUUGAGACCUAAUUAUUGGACUGUUAUAUCUGUUAUUAAUUAUUUAAUUAUCAUUAGAUAUUACUAUUUCUUUGCUAUCUCUCUCAUUUUAUAGUUUUUUAUUGAUGUAAUUAUGUAUUAGGUAUAAUUAGUUAUUGUAUUUUAUUUUGGUUUUUGAUUUUUAUUUGAUUUAUUAUCCUUAGUAGAUACCCUAGAUUAUUAUCAUUCUAUCUCCAUUAAGACUGUUAAUAACCAUCCAUGUUCAACCUUGCAUUGAGCUACCUACUUCAUGUGCAUAUUGUUUGUCUAUGUUCACUCUUCCCAUAUUCUAGCGACCUCUAAGAAUUCAUGUAAGAAAAUAAGAAAAAUUUGCAUGUUUUAUCUGUCAGAAUUGUUUCUUUAAGUGCAGGGAUCUCCCAACAUCAUAGAAUCUUCACGUAAAGCCAUUAUGAUUGUUGCAAAGAUGUUUACAUCUGUGAGUAUACCUGCAUCGCUGAGAUUUCAUGUUAGUCAAAUUUAAAGAGAAUUGCAUCAGUUUCAUUCUGCAAAAUUACUGCGGACCUUCUUUUCAUCAUUGCUCUUUCUGCGUGGAGAGAAAGAAAACAGUUGAAUUUCAUGCGUCUCGUAUUUCAUUAAUCUCCACAAGAAUGUAAAAUCAAAUUUACUAUAAAUAAUAAUUCAAAGCAAUUUCUACAUGUACGCACAAUGAUCCCACCCCUUCCUAUUCCAUUUAAUAUUAAGAAAUAAAUUUAUUCUCCUCUAAUAUAAGCAUCACUUCUAAUGUGAAAUCUUAAGAUAAUUAUUUAUUUAUUUUUUUUAUCUUCAAUUAAAGUUAGCAGAAUGUAAGCUUUACAGAUAUGUUUAGUGAAAUUCAGGAUUAAUAAUACAUGCUGGGUGACUUGAAGGAACAAUGAUUUGACGAUAAUUUGUAUUCUAUAACAGAUUCAGUCGCGUUGACAAUAAUUUAUUUGAGCUGUAUUAAUUAUAUUGAAGUUGUUCUGACAAUAAUUUGUUAAAUUAGUUUUGACAGUUCUGAAUCAGGAGAGAUUGUGGACAGUUCAUAUUUCGCCUACCGCAGAAGCUAAGUAGCUUCAUCUUUUGCAUAUUUUAGGAAAUUUUAUGUUUUAAAGCUGAAGUUUUGAUAUUAAAAUAUAAAAUGUUGCUUUUUUACAAAUUUUAGAAUUGUUUCUCUUGAAUAUUAAAUCUUAUGGUUGUUAUCAUUCUAAAAUUUUCUCAAUCAUAAGGAAUUUUUCGAAACCAAAAUUGUUCAAAACAAAAUUACUUUAUUGCGCCUUAUUUUGUCAUGAGAAAUUUCCCAUGCUGUGUUUGAUGAAGUUGAAAAAAUUUAAGACUUCAGAUUUUAUUAAAUUUUUUUUUUUAUCCAGGUAGUCAUAUUAGCCAUUUAAAAUCCUUCAAUAUCAUUUGUUUCCUUUAGAAUAUAAAUGGUUGCAAUGUUUUCAAACAAACUUUAUUUCAGUACUUUGUGGUAAAAAAAAAAAAAAAAAAAUGAAAGUAAAAGUGUUAUCAUAAUAACCUCUGGAAUGUUUAAGUCUUGUUUUUUGGUGGGAGGGGGGAUGGUACGAUUGUCAUUUUAGACAGUAAUCAGAACUCAAAUCUCAGCUGUCAUAACAGCACAGAUAUUCCUUCAUUUGUACAUUUGACACAGCAGCAAACUCAAAAAAAGGUUGCAAACUUUUACUUGAAGGUGAUUUAUGGAACUGCAAGGUUUAAAUUUUAGUUGUAUUUCUGUAGCUUCAUCUUGUCUCAAUAACUCUUGUAGAUCAUUGAAUUUGAUCGCUAGCUCAAAAUAGAAUAGAUGGAGUUCUCUGUGCUCCACUUUCAUUAGUUUUUAGAUCAUUUUUCACUUACAUUGUUAAAUCAAACCUAAUUUAUCCAAUUCAGCUCUGAAAAAACAAGAAUAAUAAUUCUUUUAUCCUCUUUAAGGGUAACAAAAGUUUUACAAACUUUAUUUUAAUUGUAUUCUGAGCCAGAUUUCUUCGCAUUUUAAAAAUCAAGAGUAGUUUUUAAUUUUCAACAUGUAUGCAUCAAGAAAGUAUGCGAUUACUUUGUCAGUUUGUUUUUUUAAUCCUUGUUCGACUUCAUGAAAUUCAAACUGUCAGGAGAUUUGGAAAAGGUGCUACUUAGAGUGAAUUUCAAAAUUCUGGCAUAAGUAAUUUACAUGUGAUUAAAGUAAUUAUGUUUCAACUUUAAGUCGUAUAAGUAGCUUUAGUCCAAGUACUAAUUAUUUUGAAAUAAUAGGCUGAAGAUGCAAAGGUUUUGUCUCUUUUCUCUCUUAGGGUUCAAAAAACGUAAUUUUUGCCAAUCCAGUGCUCUUUCGUGUAAAUUUGCGUUAACUUUCUUUUCCUCUCAGCAGCAUCUAUUUUACAAUCAUUGAGCUGCAUUGGCCAUCUUGAAACAUUUUAUGAAUGAUAUUUCUCAAGUCAUCCAAUAACUAAAAUAUUUCUAGUCCUCCAUUAUCAAACAGUACUAAUUUGUUUGAUACUUAUUAGAAUAACCAGAAGGAAGUAAUAGAGACCAGCAGUUUGAAGUACCAAAGCAAAGCAUCUAAUAUUAGUUUGUGUUGGUCUCUUAGUCAGAGCGAAUUGCAAAUUUCCAUUCCUGCAGGGGUGUGAUUCUAUCAGUUGCUUCAACAAAUAUAUCUUUGCCCUUUUAAGUGUUUCUGUGAAAAUGUUCAGAAGUGUUUCAGAAUACAUCAUUUAAUUCUAUUUCUCAUUUGGAAAUUCUUGAGGAAAAGAGGGUAUUAAUAGUAGCAGAUCAAGUCAUCUUUAUACCCAUAAUUAAAUGCCACAAAAAGCGAUUUUGGAACCAAACUUAAUGAGAAAGUUAGUUUAAGUAUUUUAUUGUUGUUGUUUUUAUGCGAUAGGUGAUUAUUAUUACUAUUAGAAUUAUUAUUACCGCGACUACCGUUACUCUCCCGCUUAUCAACUUUUUUUUAUAACUUUUAUUGCAUAAUCAUUAACAUUCCCUGUAAUUAUUAUUACCUAAAUUGUUUGUAAAGUGUACAAUUGUAUGAUUAAAAUGCACAGAAAGAUGUAUAUUUUAUUCCAACUAUGUAAGAAGCGUUCUUAAAAAUGUGCCGGUGGGCAGUAUACCCCCUUCUUGUACAUUGUAGCAGUCCCUAUUUUCCUAAAAUUUGCAUGUGAUGUUUCAGUUUUCAGUGGUCCGUUAGUUACAAUUUCUGUUAGGACAAAAAAUAAAAACGAUUAAUUAAAGCAAAAGUUCUGUAUGGUGCAUUUAUUUUUUCAAGCUGGUCUUCAUUAAGUACUAGCUUUAUUGCAAAACUUUAUAUUAAUUCGCUGCCAACAGCCACUAUUUUAAAGAUCAUCAUCUUUCAAAUGCUACUCUUCAUUUGUCCUCAAUAUUGCUGCUGUAAAUUUUUCAUUAAGAAGAUUUUUGCUAAGAAAAUGUUAACUGUCACAAGCUCAAAAACUUCUCACCCAUGGCCCAAAAUAAUUUUCAUCAUUCUUUGUAAGUAGGCUUACUAGUUCUUUUAUUUCAGUGCAUGCAAGUGUUUUCAAAACUAUGCAGUAAAUUAAUACGCUUCUUCCUCUUAUGAUGCUUUUGCAGUCAGUCCCAGGUAGGUCUUUUCUCUCAAUAUCAAGAUUCUGAAAAGACGUGGGUGUUGAAAUCAAUUUUUGUAUCUGAAUUUUAUUUGUAGUUGUUCUGAUAGUAACAAAUGCACUAAAAAUUUAACAUUAAAAAAAAAAACAGUGGACAAAACAACAAUACAAGCAUCUUUAUCAUUGAAAUGGAAAAUUAUUGAGCUGAAGUUCGAAAAUUUUUUCUUUUUUUUAAGACUUGAAAAUUAUUUUCGUAAAAUUUUAAUCCAUCACCAUGAUAACGUUUUCUAUUAAAAAUGAAGGCAUUGAAAAAAAAUUAAAAGCUUCAAAUGCAGGGAACAACAUUAAUACCUAAACAUUUUGAAAGAUAAAGAAAACACCCUUUCGUAAGUUGAGGAUAGCAAAAUCUCUCAAAAUAAUUUCAAUCGCCUUGAAACUGAACAUUAUCAUGUUUUCAGAAUAAAUUAGAAUCAGACUUCCAAAUGACUCAUUCAAGCUAAUGCCGUAUUCGUAGGGCAACUGUGCGAGUGCGAAAGAAGAGCGCCAUCUACAUUUUCAUACAUGAAUUACAUGGAAGGAUAAAGAUGACAGAUCUUUCGUCGUUCUCCUAAGGUUUAAUAACUUACUUGGCGCAAACUCUACUCUAUUUUAAACUUCACUAUCUUUUUUCAGGCUUGAUAAAUUAAAACUAUCCAGUAACGUCAACUGAAUGAAAUUGUUGAUCAUUAGCUGUUCUUCUUGAACUUUUGUUUCAAUUAAUUGAUUUUUUGUCUGAUUCAGUAUUUUUUAUUUCUUUCAACCCACUAAGUUGUCCUUAUAUGGUAUCAGAUCUCGAUGUUUUCCCUUAGCUUUAGAUGUGUUAGUUACGUUUAGAGGCUGUGAAGCCUUUACGUCUAACCUCAGAAAAGGACUUGAUAUUGUGCAUUUUUUUACUUUCCAUUAAAACUCUCCACAAAGAACUGAGUUCCUAUACAGGCAUCACGAGAGAAUUAAUGUUUUUCUUUAUACCAAAAAAGUUUCUGUACAGUUUAGGAGACAUAAUUUCUCAAACAUAUUGAGAUUUUUCUGAACUUUUUAAAUUAAGUUUUACAAGUGUGCUUGAACUAUAAAGGAAACCUGUUGCACUCAAGAGCUGAAUUUAAAAAUACUUGAUAGAGACAAAUUGAGGUGUAGUAAGUUAAAAAAGGCCUACAAUUUUCUACCACGUUCUCAGGAUAAUAAGUAGAUGACAGUCAUAUUGGCAUAUUCUAGAUGCACUGUUAGUAUGAGUCAAAAAUACUUCAUCUGUACAGAUAUUUUUAGAAUUCAUUUCUUCACUUUAAUGAUGAGAUUUCAAAUCAAGUUAUAUGUUCAUUUAAAUGUCGAUAUAUGAGUAGCAGGAAAUGAGAUUUCUUAAUGAAAACAUUCUGUUUUUUAUCUCAAGGAAUUCUGAUACUUAGGAUUUAUAAAUUUGUUAUGUAUCUAGAAUGAAACUGAAUAACCACAUUUCUGCAAUAAGCAAUAAUGCUUUUAUGUCACAUCCAAUCAAUUUUUAUGAAGGAAGCAAUUAAUGACAAUUCCCUGGGACCCAAUGUGACUUCAAUACAAUUCUUCUGAAGUUUUUUCUAAAAUUUUGUGUAAAAAAAUUUGAAAGAACGGGCAAUUUCAACAAAAAUUUUCAUUUUAGAGGACAGCAAGUUUCCUGAAGUUCCAAGAACUGUUGACUAGAGAGGUUUAGAACUUAAAAUUAGACUUGUCUGAUAGUCCAUCAGCUAAACUUCUAGCAUUUAUUUUUUGUAAAUGCAGCGACUUCUUUCUCCCCCACUGAGUUGUGCUCACAUCUAAAAGAUCUGUCACCUAAUCCCUCAAAAACGAUUUGCUGCUCUGAAGGCAUAACUUGAUGAGAACAUCCUGAUUUAGGUGAGUGAAAGAGUUUAUCGUGCUCUCAUGAUAUGCCCAAGUCUUUAAUUUGCAUUUGUGACUCACAUUAGCAAGUAAAACUCUCAGUCAAUAUUUUAUCCUAUUAUGAACUUUUAAGAAGAACAUUAGUUAGUUUUCCUUAAAGUAUGCUUACCUCACCUCAUUAACUUUAAUAAUUAUGAUAGUUAUUAACCCUGUUAAACUUUGGUAGUAGGGACCUGUUCAUAAAUACCAUGGAAUACCUGAUAGUUAGACAUUAAAUCUUUCAGUUGAGCCAGCUGUAAAAGUGCAUAAUCAUGGCUGAGAAAGUUGUCAGAAAUGUGUGCCCAAGUCACGGUGACUUGGAUGGUAUUUUGGAAGGAGUUCUUACCACCAAUUUUUGCCAGGGAAAACAGUCGCUAGUCAGAUAUGUAGUUUUGUUAUUAAGUCAAACAGUAUUUUUGCUCAUUUCAUGUAUUCGUAUUUGGUUCCUAAUAUUUAGUUAUUAUGAUUGCUAUCAAUAUAGCUGUGGCAGGCAGAACAUCUGAUUAGUCCAUUCCGUCACUCUACAGCUGCUUUAAUUUUUAACGUUUACCCUGUGUAUUAAAACUUCCAUCAACAAAUUAACUCCUUUGAAAUUCCACUAAUGCUCAAUGAGCUUCAAUUUUCAGGGAUACUCAUAAACUGAAAUCAGUCCAUUUUGGUAAUUAUACUGUAGAUGGAAUAAUACGCGUCUGAACCUGUUUUCUUUCUUAAACGGUAGUCUAUCAUUUUCAUCUUAUCUAAAUUUGCCUACCUGCAUUAUUUUGAUAGCUCUUUACUUAACAUUAUUUGCUGCAAAUUGAACAGCAAAUGUUUUUACUAGAUUUGUAUCAGCUUAUCUCUCUAUAUAUAUUUGUACAGAGUGAAAUGUUAUUUUUAUUUAUUUUUAUUCAAUUCAAUUUUAUGUAAAUACAGAUGAUUGCAUAAAUAUGAUUAUUUAUGUAGGUACCUAUGCUUGUGCAUAUUUUCAAAUAUGUAGAUAGAUUAUUUAAUUAAUUCAAUUAAAUAUAAUUUUAUCGAAGCCA
This is a messenger RNA of Bemisia tabaci, 8608 nucleotides long. Its product is annotated as protein spitz. Lineage: Eukaryota; Metazoa; Arthropoda; Insecta; Hemiptera; Aleyrodidae. Gene Ontology annotation, biological process: epidermal growth factor receptor signaling pathway. The record is from RefSeq and is a predicted model, not a curated record. Gene Ontology annotation, molecular function: epidermal growth factor receptor binding; receptor ligand activity.